AUGGUCAAAUGGAAUAUUCUGCCAGCUACCUGCAUCACAAACAGCUGCAUCAUUAACAUAUGUAACGAGGGAGACUGCAUACCUCCUCACAUUGAUCAUCAUGAUUUUGUAACACCCUUCUACACGUUCUCAUUUCUGAGCAAGAGCAAUAUUUUAUUUGAGAAAGUGAUUGCCAUCGUCAGCCCUGGUGAGUUCAGAGGUUCUGUAGAGAUUCCUCUACCAGUCGGUUCAGUGCUCAUUCUUAAAGGCAACGGUGCAAAUAUUGACAAACAUUGCAUUCCAAGGGUACGACACCGCAGGGUGUCUGUGACUUUCCACAGGAUGGAUGACUGCAAAAUGCCAUAUGGACUCCAGCCGGACUCGGAACUAGAAGAGCUACUGUCAUACGAUCUAUGA
Molecule: messenger RNA, 396 nt
Organism: Phalaenopsis equestris
Lineage: Eukaryota; Viridiplantae; Streptophyta; Magnoliopsida; Asparagales; Orchidaceae
Exons: 1
Coding region: 1-396 (131 amino acids)
Biological process (GO): mRNA catabolic process
Molecular function (GO): mRNA binding; demethylase activity
Source: RefSeq, a predicted model, not a curated record